AUGGCUACCGAAUCACGCAUCGCGCUUAUGAAAGAGCGAUUUUAUAGUACUUUAACGUCAUUAAGAACGUUAACAAACGCUAAGAACACUGCUUAUAUUGAAGAUGAACGUUAUAAAGAGUUAAUUGAAGAAGUUUCCACGGCAAAAAUAACAGCCAGAAAGACUUCUCGUGAUUAUUGGUUAUUGCGGCGAUACGAUGUGCUUACCAUUGACCAGAAAAGUAAGCUUAUUUUUCCUGUUAAAGACACUACAAGCACUAUUAUUUACUACGCAUGUGAUAGCGAGUUAUUCGACAUAUUACACGAGGCACAUAUUCAAAUUGGUCACAGCGGAAGAGAUCGUAUAAUGAAAGAGGUAGGGAGUGACUACAAAAACAUAACACGUAAGGAUAUAGAAACUUAUCUUGAACUUUGUGAACCCUGUCAACAAAAGCAAAAAAACAUCAAAAAAGGCAUUGUUGUAAAGCCUAUUAUAUCGUCAGAGUUUAACUCUAGAUGCCAAGUGGAUCUGAUAGAUUUUCAGUCCCAGCCCGACGGUGAUAACAAAUUUAUAAUGGUGUAUCAAGAUAAUUUAACAAAAUUUGUUGUUUUAAAACCACUUAAAACGAGCUGA
Parnassius apollo (apollo) is the source of this 612-nucleotide messenger RNA. The record is from the annotation of a GenBank genome assembly. NCBI's taxonomy places the organism in Eukaryota, Metazoa, Arthropoda, Insecta, Lepidoptera, Papilionidae.